Molecule: messenger RNA, 420 nt
Organism: Homarus americanus (American lobster)
Lineage: Eukaryota; Metazoa; Arthropoda; Malacostraca; Decapoda; Nephropidae
Product: proline-rich extensin-like protein EPR1
Exons: 3
Coding region: 1-420 (139 amino acids)
Source: RefSeq, a predicted model, not a curated record
AUGAAGACCAAACCUCCCACAGUGUCCAAGCCUCCCACAGUGUCCAAGCCCACAGUGUCCAAGCCUCCCACAGUGUCCAAGCUCCCACAGUGUCCAAGCCUCCCACAGUGUCCAAGCCCCACAGUGUUCAGCCUCCCACAGUGCCCAAGCAUUCCACAGUGUCCAAGCCUCCCACAGUUGUCCAAACCUCCUACAGUGUCCAAACCUCCCACAGUGUCCAAACCUCCCACAGUGUCCAAACCUCCUACAGUGUCCAAACCUCCCACAGUGUCCAAACCUCCCACAGUGUCCAAACCUCCCACAGUACUGGCAGCCUCUCCGGUCCCCUCUCACCAUCCGACCUUAAAGUACGGUAAACUGGCCUCUAUCCUUAACAAGGGCGGUAAACCAGCCUCUAUCCCUAACAAGGACGGUAACUAG